CAAACACGUAACGUAACCCCUCCCCUCUACCCUUUUCUUCUUCUAAAGCCGUCUGCUUUUCCUCCUUUCCCUUCCCUUCAAUAAUUAAAAACAUAAAACCCUAAUCCCAAACCUAACCCUAAUCUCUCUCUUUUAUUAUUAUUAAACUCAGCAAUUCUGAUUACUAUCUAAUAUUUUUGAUUUUGAUAUUUGAUUAUUGAGAGUGUGUGAGAGAGAUGGUUGCUUCAACUGCUGCUGCUGCUGCUGGUGGUGGUACUAUUACUAGUAGUGGACAGCAGCAGACGCAUACACUGUCAGCGAAAGUGAGGAAAACUAUACAAUCGAUCAAAGAAAUUGUGGGUAAUUUCUCCGAUGCUGAUAUUUACAUGGUCCUUAAAGAGACCAACAUGGAUCCAAAUGAGACCGCUCAAAAACUGCUCAAUCAAGAUCCAUUUCAUGAGGUAAAGAGAAAAAGAGAAAAGAAGAAAGAGAAUACAAGUUACAGAGGCUCUGUUGAUUCAAGAAAACAUUCUGAGAAUUUUGGUCAAGGGAUGAGACCUCAUACAUUUUCAGAUCGUAAUGCUCAACGAGGAGGCUAUACUCGAACUGCUUCCCCUGGUAAUAGAGGAAUCAACAGAGAAUUCCGUGUUGUGAGAGACAACAGAGUUAACCAAAAUACAAGUAGAGAACCAAAGCCUGCUUUGCUGCAAGGUUCAACAUCAGCAAAGGAGCAAGGAAGUGGAUUUGUUACCGAAAAAGGCAGUUCAACAGGAAUUUCAAGCAACUUAAAGCCUUCCGAUGCACGGAGUUCACACCAAGCUUCUAAUGGGCCUAUUGAUUCAGAACCUAGACACAACAUAGAUGGUGAUAGGAAAGUGGUAUCAGAGGAAAAGGGUUCUAUAGCUUCUAAUGUUACUACUUCAAGGGUACAAGUGGCGAAAUCCAAUAGUUCUCAACAACACAAUGCAUUGCAAACUUCAAGCAAUCCUGUUGUUGGGGUGUACUCCUCCUCGACAGAUCCUGUGCACGUGCCAUCUCCUGAUUCCAGGUCAUCUGGUGUUGUUGGGGCGAUUAAGCGUGAGGUUGGGGUGGUGGGUGGUCGCCGCCAGUCCUUUGAAAAUGCAGUCAAAGAUUUGUCAUCAAGUAAUUCAUUUUCAGAAUCAUUUCGUCCUUUCACUGCAAUAUCUAAGACUGAUCAAGUCAGCCAAACUGCUGCAAUUGAACCAAUGCCAAGCAUCCCUGCUAACAGAUCAUUCUUAAACAAUCAGUAUAACAGCAGGCCACAUCAACAAGCCAUGGGUCAUCCUAAAGCUUCACAACAUAACAAAGAGUGGAAACCAAAGUCGAGUCAGAAAUCAAGUGUUCCUAGCCCUGGAGUGAUUGGAACACCUGCAAAAUCCAGUUCGCCUCCCACAGAUAAUUCAAAGAACAUGGAAUUGGAUGCAGCUAAUUUGCAGGACAAGUUUUCACAAAUAAACAUCCAUGAAAACCAGAAUGUAAUCAUAGCACAGCAUAUUCGAGUCCCUGAGACUGAUAAGUGCAAGCUGACCUUUGGGAGUUUUGGAGUGGGAUUUGAUGCUUCCAGGACACCUGGAUUUCAAGCAGUUGGGAUUUCAGAAGAAUUAAAUGGGGAAUCUGCCAUCAGUUUACCAGCAUCUGCUCCGGAGUCUUCCAGUGAUGAUGCUUCUGGUGGAAAGCAGAUUGAGUUGCUAGAUGAUCAAGCAAGAAAUUAUGGAUCUGAUUCACCUGCAGCCAGUUUAGAAUCAGAACAUCCAUUGCCUGUGAAGUCAUCAGGUCCUCCAAACUUGGAUAAUUAUGCUGAUAUUGGUUUGGUUCGAAACAGCAGUCCAUCCUAUGCUCCUUCAGAGUCACAGCAGCAGCAAGAUCAUCCUGAACUACCAAGCUUUUCGGCAUAUGAUCCCCAGACUGGCUAUGAUAUAUCAUACUUCCGACCCCAAAUUGAGGAGACAGUACGAGGUCAGGGUCUGCUAUCUCCACAUGAGGCCUUAACCACUCAUACAGCCACCAUUCCUGCAUCAACAAUGUCCACGGUGCAGCAGCAGCCUCCAAUGGCUCAAAUGUACCCACAAGUUCAUGUCUCACAAUUCACAAAUCUUGUGCCAUAUCGUCAGUUCAUCUCUCCGGUUUAUGUUCCACCAAUGCCCAUGCCUGGCUACUCCAGCAGCCCUGCAUAUCCACAUCCUUCAAAUGGCAAUAGCUACUUGCUGAUGCCUGGAGGUGGCUCCCAUCUCAAUGCAAAUGGCCUCAAGUAUGGAAUCCAGCAUUAUAAGCCAGUUCCCGGCAACAAUCCUGCUGGUUUUGGAAAUUUUGUGAGUCCAAGUGGGUAUGCUAUUAAUGCUCCUGGUGUGGUUGGAAGUGCAACAGGCCUCGAAGACUCAUCUCGAAUGAAGUACAAAGAUGGAAACCUUUAUGUGCCUAAUCCACAGGCCGAGGCAUCUGAAAUUUGGAUUCAGAACCCAAGGGAGAUCCCGGGCAUGCAAUCUGCUCCAUACUAUAACAUGCCUGGGCAAACACACACUGCUUAUCUGCCAUCCCACACUGGUCACGCGUCCUUCAAUGCAGCUGCAGCACAAUCUUCUCACAUGCAAUUCCCAGGCUUGUAUCCUCCUACUCCACAGCCAACUGCAAUGGCAAGUCCGCACCAUUUGGGUCCCGUUAUGGGUGGUAAUGUUGGAGUUGGUGUUGCCCCAUCUGCUCCCGGGGCACAAGUGGGUGCUUAUCAGCAGCCUCAAUUAGGCCAUCUCAACUGGACAUCAAACUUCUGAAAGUAGAUGUCAAAUCUAAUCCCGUGCUUCUAAGGGAUUGAAGUGGUUAUAGAAAUUUAGAUUUCUUUGUGAAAUGUAUUACCCUUUUAUCUUCUUUUCUUUAAUGCAAUCAAAGUAAAAUUUUAGGCAUUCUA
This is a messenger RNA of Populus euphratica (Euphrates poplar), 2899 nucleotides long. RefSeq lists its product as uncharacterized. Gene Ontology annotation, molecular function: protein binding. NCBI's taxonomy places the organism in Eukaryota, Viridiplantae, Streptophyta, Magnoliopsida, Malpighiales, Salicaceae. Bases 216 to 2765 code for a protein of 849 amino acids. The record is from RefSeq and is a predicted model, not a curated record. The transcript has 9 exons.